AUGUUGAGCACAUUGGCUAGGAAGAGCAAGCUAGUUGGCGCAAGUAAGAAGAGCAAGGGCGCCUCGGCUGCUGCUACGGUGACAGCAGCGGCCCCGGCGCACACAUCCGGGCGUGGAAGUGGCUUGACGGUGGUGGCCCGCAACCUCGGUCACGGUGGCGGCUCGGCCUUAGGCGCGGAUUCUGUGGGCCGAACCCUAGGUCGUGGAAGCAGAUUAGCGUCGGCGGCAGCGGCGUCCCGCCCUAUCUUUGGUGGUCUCGGGUACAACGCAGCGACGGCUCCAUCCUCCAUUGAUGGAUCUGGCGGAGCUGUUUUCCUCGGCGCGGCGACAGCUCCAUCAUUGGAUGGUGGGUUUCCAUUCCCCCCUUCAUCAUCUACUGCUUGGUCGGAAUUAGGCGUCGUUGAUCCGAUUUCUCCAUCGUUUGGGAGUUCAGCAGGUUGGGAUCCAUCAUGGUAA
Messenger RNA from Miscanthus lutarioriparius, 456 nucleotides. The record is from the annotation of a GenBank genome assembly. NCBI's taxonomy places the organism in Eukaryota, Viridiplantae, Streptophyta, Magnoliopsida, Poales, Poaceae.